Messenger RNA from Caenorhabditis briggsae, 492 nucleotides. The record is from RefSeq and is a predicted model, not a curated record. The transcript has 2 exons. The annotation marks the transcript as partial. Lineage: Eukaryota; Metazoa; Nematoda; Chromadorea; Rhabditida; Rhabditidae. Gene Ontology annotation, biological process: innate immune response.
AUAAAAUUUAUAUUUCUACUAUUCUCAUUUUUCGUGUUAGUUCAAAGCGCCUGUUUUGACAAUGGAGACAAGGAAGUCAGAGGACUGUGCUACAAAUUUGUUCCUCAGAAGCUAGCAUACGAGGAUGCUCGAAAUUGGUGUCAUUAUCAGAAUCCAGUGACGUCAUCUUAUUUGGCAUAUGUUCCAGAUGCCUCAACUUCUUCUUUUUUGGCAUCUUACGCGCGAACCGCAUUUGGCUAUAACAACGUAAACUUUUGGAUUGGUCUCAACCGUAACAACUCCAACAGACAAUGGUUCUGGGAUAAUGGAACUCCAGUUGGAUUCACCUAUUUCGAUUUCCUCGGAAGCCAGAAUUAUGCAGCCGAAUCUACAGUUAACUCAAAAUGGAACACUUUCAUGGACACCGAAGCUUUCUACUUCGCAUGCAGUUAUGAUCCACAGGCUCCACCCACUUUUGCUCCAGUGUCGACACCUCCGGUUCCAACAACUACA